Molecule: messenger RNA, 4683 nt
Organism: Peromyscus californicus insignis
Lineage: Eukaryota; Metazoa; Chordata; Mammalia; Rodentia; Cricetidae
Gene: Kcnc3
Product: potassium voltage-gated channel subfamily C member 3
Biological process (GO): protein homooligomerization; potassium ion transmembrane transport
Cellular component (GO): neuronal cell body membrane; axon; dendrite membrane
Molecular function (GO): protein binding; delayed rectifier potassium channel activity
Source: RefSeq, a predicted model, not a curated record
AAUGCUGAGCUCAGUGUGCGUUUGGUCGUUCCGCGGGCGCCAGGGGGCCGAGGAGCAGCAGCCGCAACCGGCACCAACGCCGCAGCCGCUCGAGUCUCCGCCGCCGCCGCUGCAGAAGCAGUGCGCGCAACUCGGCCCCGCCGCGUCCCCGGCGGGUACCCCGCUUUCCUGCGGGCCCGGGGGCCGGCGCGCCGAGCCAUGCCCCGGGCUGCCGGCGGUGGCCAUGGGGCGGCACGGCGGCGGCGGCGGCGACAGCGGUAAGAUCGUGAUCAACGUGGGCGGCGUGCGCCAUGAGACGUACCGCUCCACGUUGCGCACCCUGCCGGGGACCCGGCUGGCCGGGCUGACUGAGCCCGAGGCGGCCGCGCGCUUCGACUACGAUCCGGGUACGGACGAGUUCUUCUUCGACCGCCACCCGGGCGUCUUCGCCUACGUGCUCAACUACUACCGCACCGGCAAGCUGCACUGCCCGGCCGACGUGUGCGGUCCGCUCUUUGAGGAGGAGCUAGGCUUCUGGGGCAUCGACGAGACGGACGUGGAGGCCUGCUGCUGGAUGACCUACCGCCAGCAUCGCGACGCAGAGGAGGCGCUCGACUCCUUCGAGGCCCCCGACUCCUCCGGCGCAGCCAACUCCGCCAACGCCGGAGGUGCCCACGAUGCAGGCCUGGACGACGAGGCUGGCGCCGGAGGCGGAGGGCUGGACGGAGCAGGCGGCGAGCUCAAGCGUCUGUGCUUCCAAGAUGCGGGCGGAGGCGCCGGGGGACCUGCCGGGGGCGCGGGCGGCGCGGGCGGCACGUGGUGGCGGCGCUGGCAGCCCCGCGUGUGGGCGCUUUUCGAGGACCCCUACUCGUCGCGGGCCGCCAGGUAUGUGGCCUUUGCCUCCCUGUUUUUCAUCCUCAUCUCCAUCACCACCUUCUGCCUGGAGACACACGAGGGCUUCAUCCACAUCAGCAACAAGACGGUGACGCAGGCCUCCCCAAUCCCUGGGGCUCCCCCAGAGAACAUCACCAAUGUGGAGGUGGAGACAGAACCCUUCUUGACCUACGUGGAAGGCGUGUGUGUGGUCUGGUUCACCUUUGAGUUUCUCAUGCGAGUCACCUUCUGCCCGGAUAAGGUGGAGUUCCUCAAGAGCAGUCUGAACAUCAUCGACUGUGUGGCCAUCUUGCCCUUCUACUUGGAGGUGGGCCUCUCAGGCCUCAGCUCCAAAGCUGCCAAGGACGUGCUGGGCUUCCUACGCGUCGUCCGCUUUGUUCGCAUCCUGCGGAUCUUCAAGCUGACCCGUCACUUUGUAGGCCUGCGUGUGCUGGGCCACACACUCCGGGCCAGCACCAAUGAGUUCUUGUUACUCAUCAUCUUCCUGGCUCUGGGGGUCCUCAUCUUUGCCACCAUGAUCUACUAUGCUGAGCGAAUUGGUGCCGACCCUGAUGACAUCCUGGGCUCCAACCACACCUACUUCAAGAACAUCCCCAUCGGCUUCUGGUGGGCUGUGGUUACCAUGACCACCCUGGGCUAUGGAGACAUGUAUCCUAAGACAUGGUCUGGGAUGCUGGUUGGGGCGCUGUGUGCCCUGGCUGGCGUGCUGACCAUUGCCAUGCCUGUGCCCGUCAUUGUCAACAACUUCGGCAUGUACUAUUCACUGGCUAUGGCCAAGCAGAAAUUGCCAAAGAAGAAAAACAAACACAUCCCCAGGCCUCCACAGCCUGGCUCACCCAACUACUGCAAGCCUGACCCCCCACCUCCACCCCCACCACACCCCCACCACGGCAGCGGUGGCAUCAGCCCACCACCGCCCAUCACCCCUCCUUCCAUGGGGGUGACUGUGGCUGGGGCCUACCCACCUGGACCCCACACACACCCUGGGCUGCUCAGGGGUGGUGCUGGGGGACUGGGCAUCAUGGGAUUGCCUCCUCUGCCAGCCCCUGGUGAGCCCUGCCCACUGGCUCAAGAAGAGGUGAUUGAAACCAACAGAGCAGGCAGUGACUUGGGUGUCCUGGAGGAAGGAGACCCCCGCCCCAAUGGGGACCCUGCAGCAGCUGCAUUGGCCCAUGAGGACUGCCCCGCUAUCGACCAGCCAGCCAUGUCUCCAGAAGACAAGAGCCCGAUCACCCCCGGAAGCCGGGGUCGCUACAGCCGGGACCGAGCUUGCUUCCUUGUCACUGACUACGCCCCUUCCCCUGAUGGCUCCAUCCGAAAAGCCACUGGUGCUCCCCCACUGCCCCCCCAUACUGGCGUAAGCCAGGCCCCCCAAGCUUCUUGGCCGACCUCAACGCCAACGCAGCGGCCUGGAUAUCCCCCUAGUGGACGAGCCCCCUUCCCCCUAGGCUCUUGUCACCGCCUGAGACCUCGCGAGACCCUCGGGUUUCCCCUGUCCCUUCCCCCCAGGUUACGAGAAGUCCCGCAGCCUGAGCAGCAUUGUGGGCCUGAGCGGGGUGUCCCUGCGCCUCGCGCCCCUCGCCACUCCCCCUGGCUCACCCCGGGCCACGCGCCGAGCUCCCCCCACCCUGCCCUCCAUCCUCUAGUGCUUCCCUCCCCCCUGUGGGGGGACUGGGGGUGAUCGGAAGAUCAAAAAGAGCUGGGAGUGGGGGGUGGGGAAAGGGUUCUUUUUAAAAAAAAGUCACUAAUAAUAUGCAAAAGAGAUGAUGCCAGCAGACACCCCCGGCCUCUCACUCCCCACAUACUAGAGCCCCCAGGAUAGAGGGGGCGGGGCCGGAGCCUGUGCUCCCCCACCUCUCCCUCUCCAAAAAAAAAAAAAAAAAAAAAGCAAACCUCAGGUCUCCAUGAGCCAUAGAACACCCCUCCCAUCGACUCCUGUAAAUAACUAAAAGCUGAUUCCAUCUUGGGGCACCCACCUCAGUUUGCAUGCCUCCCGGACCCCCUCUUCAGCAAUAAGCCGCCAGGAGCUGCGUGCAGAGAGUUGGAGGGAAGGCCGCUGGGAGCUUCUGGGGUCGGGGCUGGCAUUUUAGGGGUUUCCUGAUCACUCCCCAAAAGGGUGACCCACCCAUCACUAAUCGAUUCAGGAAAACCAAACAAAAAACCCUCUAGGAACAUGUAUGGAAAGGAAAGCAGGUUAAUCAGCCGCAGCCUUGAGGAGCUCAGCUGCGGGGUGGGGGUUCUGUCAGCUGCUCCCGGGCUUGGAGGACUCCAGCUGGUGCAUUCCACCCACGCCCGCCUCCAGGGAUCUGCUGCUCCCUCUAGUCACUGCAUGGACUUAGCCCUCCAGGCCCAGAACCCUCCACCCCACCCUGUCUCCACUCUAUCCCAGAACAUGAGACUAGCACCCUAAACUUCCGGAGAUUGACCCUGGCACCCUGCACUCCCAUCCCCGCGCACGCCGGCGCCCCACACUCCACACCUCCAUCAUUCCACUCAUCCACCACUGACCUGGCCUGCAUCGCAGUGUUCUUCCACCCUCCCAGACCCUUGUAUUCCUCAGCUCACUUUCAGCCUCCAGGACCUGACAGUCCUCAUGGCCCAAACAUUGCCCAGACACACCCAUAUACAUUAAGCUCACCCCCACACCCCACACCCCGACAGCUCCAACCUCCUGACAUCACACUCCUCAGUCCCAGGCGUCUCUGAUGCCAGACCUUCCUGAACAGGCUCAGCCUGUCUGAUUCCAGGGAGCUCCCACCCCAUCCAGCAUCUGUCUAGGCAGCCCCUUCCUCAAAGCCCCUUUCACCGAGAUGGUGCCAAAACACACAGUUUCCCAGAGUGUGAGACUCCUGUUCCCUGUUCCCUCUUCGUGUGCUGUAGUUUGCAGAGUGCACAAACGACCAAGUAGUUAAAACAUGGACGCGCCAGGCACAAGCGCAUACCUGGCUAGUGCGUCCUGGCAGCGCAGCAGUUGGGUGUUGACCUUGAAAGCAAGUUAAGGACAGUCAAGCACACAGCUUGCCUAAUGUGCUAAGGUCCCCGGGGUUCAAUCUCCGGCAACCCCUCUUCCCCUAAAACAGCCCCAAAGUGAUCAUAGAAGCUGUGGUCCACGUGGUAGGAAAAGAGGACAUGCCCACCUGGGCUAGGACCUCAGCCUGCCCUUCCCAGCGUUCCUUGUCCACCACGUGCCACGUUCGUGGUGGAAAACUUUCUCAAAUCCCAUCUUGGCUCCAGUAUGCUACCUCCCCCAAGCCCAGAGACCACACUGGUCCCAGAAUCCUAAACUCCCCUUUGGAGCAGGGUGGUCAGCAGAAUUAGCAAUCUCUCCCUUGUUCCCACAGCCUCAGGUUACCCUCCCACCGCCACCAGAGUGUCGGUGGGAGUGUCCUUGGGCCCAAUUCUUGAUGCAACGAUUCCUAUGCAAGGGGCAUUUUGAGUCCCCCGCCCCCAGCCUUCCCUUGGGACUUUAAACCCUGGUGAGACAGGGGUUGAGGGGUGGGGUGGGAUGUGGUAGGGGCAGGGUAAAGGGCUAGGGGACUCCAGACACCAGGGUAUGGGGUGAGGACUCCUAAUAUUGCCAAAGGGUUCAACUUCUUUAAAUAGCCCCUAUUAUCUCGCCCCCCCCCCCCAGGCUCCCGUCCCUCAAAAGAGACAAAUGGGACGGGGAAAAGGGGUAAGAGUCCUUUUUGAAGGAUACCAACCACUUCCCACUGUCUCUUCCUGCUCUCCAGCUUCCCACACGUAUUCAGCUUUUUAGUUAAGCUUUAAAAAAAAAAAGCUACCAUCAUUAUAAAUGUCUACAAAACGUGA